Molecule: messenger RNA, 1397 nt
Organism: Gigantopelta aegis
Lineage: Eukaryota; Metazoa; Mollusca; Gastropoda; Neomphalida; Peltospiridae
Product: Krueppel-like factor 9
Exons: 3
Coding region: 243-1022 (259 amino acids)
Biological process (GO): regulation of transcription by RNA polymerase II
Molecular function (GO): RNA polymerase II cis-regulatory region sequence-specific DNA binding; DNA-binding transcription factor activity, RNA polymerase II-specific
Source: RefSeq, a predicted model, not a curated record
UUUCACACUUCUAUCUUUUACGUAUCAACAGUUGAGAAGAGACGUUACACUAAGUUGAACGAAAUAUUUUCUUUAUGACCACAGGCAUGGUAUGUCGAUCUGUAUUUGUUCUUUCGGGGAUUUAAAGACAGAAAUCGUUAGCUGCAGACGUGAAUACCUAAUCGUCAACAGCUUCGAAACAAAGAGGGCGUGAGUUCUUGACUACCAGCUGAUUGAGUUUUGUUUGGUGUAGACAGUUCAGGAUGACGUUACAGAACGGAGACAUUCACGAUUAUGAUACGAACUUGGCAGCAGAGUGUCUGGUUGCCAUGUCAAAUUCAUAUUUUAACGAAAACAUUACACCUCCAACGUUAGCUGGAUGCGAGGAGAUUGUUGCAACGACCACCGAAAUGCCUUCAAGUCAAGCAGAUUCUUUGUUCACGUUGGCGAGAAUUUUGACUGAUCUCGGUAAAUUUAAACAAGAUCUCAUUGACACUGACUAUAGUAGUGAUGAAAUGUGUAAAAGCAACACUUCCUAUCAACGUAGUAAUUUUAACAAUUGUGAAAAUAUUAUUUCUCGCCGAAAACGCAGUCAUCGCAACAAACCAAAAUCAACCACGCCCACUUUUGAUAUGGACGGGCAAAAAGUCGGUAAAAACGAAAAACUGAUUCGUGGAUCAGACAAAAAACUCCACAGAUGUCACUUUAAAAACUGCGAGAAAGUGUACGGCAAAAGUUCUCAUCUUAAAGCGCAUCUCAGAACUCAUACAGGUGAAAGACCGUUUCCUUGUACCUGGCCAGGCUGUGAGAAGCGGUUCGCUCGGUCAGAUGAACUAGCAAGACACAUCCGAACACACACAGGUGAGAAGAAGUUCCUGUGUCCUCUGUGUGACAAGCGGUUCAUGCGCAGCGAUCACCUCAACAAACACGCACGCCGCCACCCCGGGUUUCAGCCCGAGAUGCUCAAGAAAGGAGCUCUGCCCAAAGUGGAGGCCACCAGCGACGGACUCUCGGACCAGUUCAGUCCAGAAGCUUCACCUUGAGUUGUCAAGUCCAGUCAAUGUAUGCUGAAAAAUUUGCCCUGAGUUGAAUGGACUUGGACCCAAAUCAGAUUAGUUCAGAAUGUUUUCCAUGCUGGGAAAUUUACCCCGAGUUGAAAAUACUUGGACAUUUUCAAACCCAACAGAUUAGUCCAGAAUGUUUACCAUGCUGGGAAAUUUACCCCGAGUUGAAAGUACUUGGACGCUUUCAAACCUAACAGAUUAGUCCACAAUGUUUACCAUGCUGGGAAAUUUACCCCCGAGUUGAAAGUACUUGGACGCUUUCAAACCUAACAGAUUAGUCCACAAUGUUUACCAUGCUGGGAAAUUUACCCCCGAGUUGAAAGUACUUGGACGCUUUCAAACCCAACAGAUUAG